AUGGUGCGGUUGGUGAAUGUUGCGAGCUUCUCGUCCAUUCGCGUCGUCGCCAUCCGGUCGAGCGAAGGCUCUGAUACCAAGUUGUCACGGCUGGGGUGGAGAGUGGCGAGAACUCAACGGGAUAGCAAUGGCGACCUUCGUUCCAGUGGAAAUGUGGAGACGUUGGACUGGAGGGAAAGUUUGUUACGCAACGAUUGGUUGACGAGGGAAGGAGUGGCUAGGGAGAAGAAGAGUCACCGCCGGCAAGCUCUGGUGACAGUGCCAGCGGUUGACUCGUCAGAUGAGAAUCAAAUUUUAGUCUUGGUUUGA
This is a messenger RNA of Linum tenue, 309 nucleotides long. The record is from the annotation of a GenBank genome assembly. NCBI's taxonomy places the organism in Eukaryota, Viridiplantae, Streptophyta, Magnoliopsida, Malpighiales, Linaceae.